Messenger RNA from Aspergillus clavatus NRRL 1, 960 nucleotides. RefSeq names its product class I SAM-dependent methyltransferase. NCBI's taxonomy places the organism in Eukaryota, Fungi, Ascomycota, Eurotiomycetes, Eurotiales, Aspergillaceae. Gene Ontology annotation, molecular function: methyltransferase activity. The record is from RefSeq and is a predicted model, not a curated record. Bases 1 to 960 code for a protein of 319 amino acids. The transcript has 7 exons.
AUGGCCAGUGUUGAAGAUCCCAGCGAGACGGGUAGCGUCUCCGAGGCGCAAGGUCCCCCCUCUCCCCCUGACUUUGACAGCAGCACUGAAGCGAGUGAUUUCGGCGAGGAGUUUCUUGAUUCCAACUCGCUCACCUCGAGCAUCAUCGACUAUGAGUAUGAAAAUGGCCGCAGAUACCCCAGUGGCCGUGCGACGCAUCACAUAUAUCUGAUGUUGCUUGGCGGACGACUCUUCAACGCGCCGCUCAAGAACCCACAGAAGGUCUUGGAUUUGGGUACCGGCACAGGGAUCUGGGCUAUUGAUUUUGCCGACGAAUUUCCCGGGGCAGUGGUCAUCGGAAACGACAUCAGCCCCAUCCAGCCCGGUUGGCUGCCUCCAAAUGUCGAGUUCAUCAUCGAUGACUUUGAGCGCGACUGGCUGGAGAAGGAGAAUACAUAUGACUUUAUUCACUCGCGCAAUCUUGCCGGAUGCGUGGCAGACUGGCCGCAACUCUACCGCCAGGCAUACGACCACCUCAAACCCGGGGGCUACUUCGAGCUCAAGGAGAGCGCGGUUUGGGCCUGGAGCGACGACGGUUCCCUCACGCCCGAGUCGCCCUUUGCGCGGUACCUCGCCGCCCUCGACGCCGCGGGCAAGAAGAUCGGCCGCGAGCUCAAUGUCUACAAGGACUUGAAGCGGUGGCUCAUCGACGCUGGGUUCGAGGACGUGCAUGAGAAAACAUACUUCCUGCCCUUCUCGCCGUGGCCGCGGGAUCCGUAUCAGAAGGACAUCGGCCGGUAUCAGGCGCACAUGGUGGAGGGUGCGGUCGAGGCGUAUGGGCUCCGGCUGUGCACGCAGAUUUUGGGCUGGAGCUCGGACCAGACCAAGAUCUUGCAGGCUCUGGUGAGGCAGCAGUUGAAGGAUCCCAGGCUGCAUUCGUAUACGAAGAUUGUCGUGGUGUAUGGGAGGAAGCCUUACUAG